CUUUUUCCCUCACUGGCUUCUUUUUCUUCCAAACCAUGUGCCUUGAGCCGGCAAACUAAACUGCAACCUGCACAAGAAAGUCAACAAUCUUGCGUGUCCGUCGAUCCACUUGCACUGCCUGCUACACUCCCACACUUCCUCACUCUCCCCUACUACCUACUUACUGUUCACUACUAUUCCAUCCUAUUCCUUCUUUCUUCUAAUUCCAUCUCCUCUUUGUCUCAUCAAUCCCUUUUCUGAAUCACUAACAACAAAAUAACCUCUUCUUUUCAAAACACCUUUAUUCAGCGUGUCCCUAUUGCCUCGCCCCACCCGCAGUUGGACACUCAGCACGCUCGCUUGCUCGCUCGCGCUCUUCUUCGGCCAGACAACACUCGUUAGUCAGAGAGUUUCACACCACUCGUCACCACAACCGGUUCUUCCUUUGCCGCUCCCUCUCCAUCCUUGGUCCCUUGACCAUUAUCUUCCUCGCUCCUCCACCAGAGUUCGAUCUCAAGUUGGACCUCAACACAUUAACACAUCAACAUGCACAAACCAUCGUUUUACAUCGCCGCCUUACUGCUGGCUUCUGCAUCCGUGGCUUCCGCUGAUCCCUUAGACGAUGCUAUUGCCCUCUUCAGACGUCAGACUGCGAGUGCGUCCACGGGCGUCAGCAGCGAGAGUGACACUAUUACCUCCAGCGAUCCUACCUCCACUCCUACUAGUACACCUUCUACCACCAGCUCCGUUGUGACUGAGUCAACCACCUCAACCAUCACUCUAUCCACCGCUUCUACCACAGUCAUCACUGAAACUUCCACUUCCACUUCGACAGAUCCCACAGGCAGCGAGACCAUCACCACCACUGAGACAUCUACCAUCAGCACCCCCACCCCAGAGUCGACCUCCAGCCAGACCGUGAUCACCACUACCUCGUUCCAGGAUGUCAUAACCACCAUCACCACUGUCACCGAUGGUUCUACUCGACAAAUCACUAGUACAGGCAGCACUGCCAUACCAGUGACAACUACUGCUGGUUUGUCAGGCGGCGAUGGCAACAAUGGCGGUUCGGGCGGUCUUAGUGACACAGCGAAAAAGACCAUUGGAGGCGUCGUUGGAGGUGUGGGUGGUGCCUUGUUGCUGGCUGGUCUAGGAUACACUGCAUGGCGCAUUUGGGGCAAGAAGAAGACUCUACACGACGAUGACUUGUAUGACCCCAACCUCAACCAGGAUAAACUCAGUGCCACCACCGGCUCUGACAGCACUCCUUUCCGAUCCAAUUUGGAGCAGUAUCAUCAACCGGGUCCUGUCAACACCGCGUCCAAUUUUUAGCUGAACUACUUCAGCUCCGUGUGGUUUCUCAGACUGUUACCAGCACCAUCAGCAGAAGUAGCAUCACGAUCAUAAUGAACCCUCUGUCCACAUUUAGCGAACAGGAAUCUCUCCAAGCUACGGAGUGGAUUCAUUUCACAUUUUCCAGGCGUCAUACCAAUCUCGGGGCGGAUUGUGCGGUGCGCGAUACCGCCGUUGUUUUUGUCAAGAUAUUCAUGGGCAUAAUUGAGGGUCUAUGGCACCAAGUAUUACGGGAUCCGGGAUCCGCUGGAAUUAUCACGCGGCCAUCUUGCUUCUCACUGAAGUGUACAUACAACCCACGGUCGAUAUGGUGUGGAGGGCGGACUCGUGGCUAAAGUAUGUAACAAUAAAAAGCCAUUCUAUGUGAACA
This is a messenger RNA of Exophiala mesophila, 1702 nucleotides long. RefSeq lists its product as uncharacterized. Lineage: Eukaryota; Fungi; Ascomycota; Eurotiomycetes; Chaetothyriales; Herpotrichiellaceae. The transcript has a single exon. The record is from RefSeq and is a predicted model, not a curated record. Bases 526 to 1311 code for a protein of 261 amino acids.